This is a messenger RNA of Arachis duranensis, 3100 nucleotides long. RefSeq names its product lon protease homolog 2, peroxisomal. The coding region runs from base 181 to 2841 and encodes 886 amino acids. NCBI's taxonomy places the organism in Eukaryota, Viridiplantae, Streptophyta, Magnoliopsida, Fabales, Fabaceae. Gene Ontology annotation, biological process: protein catabolic process; protein processing; protein quality control for misfolded or incompletely synthesized proteins. The transcript has 17 exons. Gene Ontology annotation, cellular component: peroxisomal matrix. The record is from RefSeq and is a predicted model, not a curated record. Gene Ontology annotation, molecular function: serine-type endopeptidase activity; ATP-dependent peptidase activity; ATP hydrolysis activity.
AUAGAGAGAGAGUGUGCAUAUGUUUAAGAAGGAAACAAAGGUCCAAAGGUCGUUAGUUACGUUCCUUUUCUUUCUUCUUCGUCUUUGUUUGCUUCCCUUCUCCAAUUUUCCUUUCUUCUUCUCUCUCACAAGUCACUGAUUCAUUGAUCGGUGGAUAUUCCCUCACACAGAAUCACGACCAUGGCCGAAUCGGUGGAGCUUCCGAGUCGCUUGGCGAUCCUUCCUUUCAGGAACAAGGUCCUCUUACCCGGCGCCAUCAUCAGAAUCCGAUGCACUUCCCCUAGCAGUGUGAAGCUGGUGGAGCAAGAACUUUGGCAGCGAGAAGAAAAGGGGUUGAUUGGCAUCUUGCCAGUGCGUGAUGCUGCUGAAAUUAAGCCCCUGGGCCCAGUUGUAUCUCAAGGUACUGAUUCUGUAGACCAAAGCGCAAAAGUCCUAGGUGGUUCAUCUGAUUCUCAUAAGCUUGAAACAAAAAAACCGAAUGAUGUUGUUCAUUGGCAUUCCAGAGGGGUAGCUGCUCGAGCAUUACAUUUAUCAAGGGGAGUGGAGAAACCAAGUGGGAGGGUCACAUACAUAGUUGUUCUUGAAGGCUUAUGCAGAUUUAGUGUCCAGGAACUUAGCACAAGAGGAACAUACCAUACUGCAAGGAUAUCGUCCCUUGAGAUGACUAAGACUGAGAUGGAACAAGUGGAGCAAGACCCAGAUUUCAUAAUGUUGUCUCGCCAAUUUAAAGCAACUGCUAUGGAGCUUAUUUCUGCUUUGGAACUGAAACAAAAAACUGGUGGAAGGACAAAAGUCCUUUUGGAUACUGUUCCAGUUCACAAGUUGGCUGAUAUAUUUGUUGCUAGCUUUGAGAUCAGUUUUGAAGAACAGCUAUCUAUGUUGGAUUCAGUUGACCCCAAAGUCAGGCUUUCAAAAGCAACCGAGUUAGUUGAUAGGCACUUACAGUCAAUUCGUGUUGCGGAGAAAAUUUCACAGAAGGUUGAAGGACAGUUGUCAAAAUCCCAAAAGGAAUUUCUUCUGCGCCAGCAGAUGAGGGCUAUCAAAGAGGAACUUGGUGAUAAUGAUGAUGAUGAGGAUGACCUGGUUGCCCUGGAACGAAAGAUGCAGGGUGCUGGAAUGCCUCAGAAUAUAUGGAAGCAUGCACACAGAGAGUUGAGGAGACUUAAAAAAAUGCAGCCUCAGCAACCUGGGUAUACCAGUUCACGGGUUUACCUAGAGCUUCUUGCUGAUCUUCCGUGGCAGAGGGCCAGCGAAGAGCUUGAGCUAGACUUAAGAGCUGCGCGGAAGCGUUUGGACAGUGAUCACUAUGGUUUAGCAAAGGUCAAGCAGCGGAUAAUUGAAUACCUAGCCGUUCGCAAGCUUAAACCAGAUGCAAGAGGCCCUGUGUUAUGCUUUGUUGGACCACCAGGUGUUGGGAAAACAUCAUUGGCAUCUUCCAUUGCUGCUGCCUUGGGAAGGAAAUUUGUGCGCAUAUCCCUUGGUGGAGUCAAGGAUGAGGCUGAUAUUAGAGGACAUAGGAGAACAUACGUUGGAAGCAUGCCUGGGAGACUUAUAGAUGGAUUAAAGAGAGUAGCUGUUUGCAACCCAGUUAUGUUGCUUGACGAAGUUGACAAAACAGGUUCUGAUGUUCGUGGAGAUCCAGCUUCAGCGUUGCUCGAAGUUCUUGAUCCAGAACAAAAUAAAACAUUCAAUGAUCACUAUUUGAAUGUUCCGUUUGAUCUAUCCAAGGUAAUUUUUGUGGCAACAGCAAAUAGGAUGCAGCCUAUUCCUCCACCACUUCUGGAUAGGAUGGAAGUUAUUGAGCUUCCUGGAUACACACCUGAGGAGAAGCUCCAAAUUGCCAUGCAUCAUUUGAUUCCAAGAGUUUUAGACCAGCAUGGAUUGAGUUCUGAGUUUCUUCAGGUUCCAGAGGAGAUGGUGAAACUUGUCAUUCAAAGAUAUACCAGGGAAGCUGGUGUGCGAAACUUGGAAAGGAAUCUGGCUGCCCUGGCACGUGCUGCUGCAGUAAAAGUUGCAGAGCAAGAACAGGUAGUUCCACUAAACAAAGGGAUGCGGGGACUUGCUACACCACUUAUGGAAAACAGACUUGCUGAUAGCACUGAAGUUGAAAUGGAAGUGAUACCGAUGGGUGUCAAUAGUCGGGAAAUAUCAAACACGUUCAAGAUUGCCUCUCCUCUCAUUGUUGACGAAGCUAUGCUUGAAAAAGUGCUUGGGCCUCCAAGAUUUGAUGAUAGAGAAGCUGCAGAUCGUGUUUCAACCCCUGGAGUCUCUGUUGGACUGGUUUGGACUUCUUUUGGUGGAGAAGUUCAGUUCGUGGAGGCUACGGCAAUGGCAGGGAAGGGUGAACUGCAUCUCACUGGACAACUUGGUGAUGUUAUCAAAGAAUCAGCUCAAAUUGCAUUGACAUGGGUAAGGGCAAGGGCAACUGACUUUGGGCUGGCUACGGCAGACGGUAUUAAUCUUUUAGAGGGCCGGGAUGUACACGUUCAUUUUCCGGCUGGCGCUGUACCUAAAGAUGGUCCUUCAGCUGGUGUGACGUUGGUCACAGCGCUGGUAUCACUCUUCAGUAAGAAGAGGGUAAGAUCAGAUACAGCUAUGACUGGAGAAAUGACAUUGAGGGGGCUUGUACUCCCUGUUGGUGGCGUCAAGGAUAAGGUGUUAGCAGCACAUCGUCAUGGUAUUAAGAGAGUUAUCCUACCUGAAAGGAACUUGAAGGACUUGGUUGAAGUACCAUCAUCAGUUCUGGCCAAUAUGGAGAUACUGAUUGCGAAGCGGAUGGAAGAUGUGUUAGAUAAUGCUUUUGAAGGUGGGUGCCCUUGGAGACAACACUCAAAGUUAUAGCAUAGCAGUUUGGUCUUUAACUAGCAGCAAUCUGUGUGUUUCAAUCACAAAUGGCUUUUACCUGGCAUCAACAUCUGGUCCCAUUCCUUGAUCCUUGAUUGAUUUUAAAGACAUUGGGAGACCGAGUAUGUAACAAUAACAAUAACUCGGAUGCGCAAAAAUUCAGGAAAAAUAUAUAAACAAUUCAGAUGCGAGCCAACUUCUCCAUUGGAGCAGAGGUACUUGUGGAACUUUUACAUGACCACCAUAUGGCAUGUUC